Molecule: messenger RNA, 1761 nt
Organism: Penicillium brevicompactum
Lineage: Eukaryota; Fungi; Ascomycota; Eurotiomycetes; Eurotiales; Aspergillaceae
Product: putative choline sulfatase
Exons: 2
Coding region: 1-1761 (586 amino acids)
Molecular function (GO): sulfuric ester hydrolase activity
Source: RefSeq, a predicted model, not a curated record
AUGGCGACCAAGAAGCCCAACAUCCUCUAUGUCAUGGCCGACCAGAUGGCCGCGCCUUUGUUGUCCAUUCACGAUAAGAACUCGCCCAUCAAGACCCCCAACCUGGACCGCCUCGCCGAGGGCGGCGUGGUCUUCGACUCGGCAUACUGCAAUGCACCACUGUGUGCUCCCUCACGCUUUGUGAUGGUCAGCGGACAGCUGCCGUCCAAGAUUGGAGCGUACGAUAAUGCAGCGGACCUGCCCGCCGAUACCCCGACAUAUGCCCACUACCUCCGGCGCGAGGGCUAUCACACAGCACUGGCCGGCAAGAUGCACUUCUGUGGCCCGGACCAGCUCCAUGGCUAUGAACAACGUCUUACAAGUGAUAUUUACCCCGGUGACUAUGGCUGGUCUGUCAAUUGGGAUGAACCUGAGAUCCGCGCCGACUGGUACCACAACAUGUCUUCCGUCAUGGAGGCCGGUCCUGUUGUGCGCACUAACCAAUUGGACUUCGACGAAGAGGUUAUCUACAAAUCUACUCAAUAUCUUUACGACCACGUGCGCCAACGCAACGAGCAACCUUUCUGCUUGACCGUUUCUAUGACCCACCCUCACGACCCAUAUGCCAUGACCAAGGAAUUCUGGGAUCUUUACAAUGACGUCGAGAUCCCGCUCCCUAAGAAUGGGGCGAUUCCUCACGAUCAGCAGGACGCGCAUUCUCAGCGCGUUCUCAAGUGCAUUGACUUGUUCAACAAGGAAAUGCCGGAUGACCGCAUUCGGGCCGCUCGCCAAGCUUACUACGCUGCUUGUACAUAUGUCGAUACCAACAUUGGCAAGCUGCUCCGUGUACUCGAUAACACAGGUCUGGCUGAGGAUACCAUCAUCGUGUUCACCGGUGACCACGGUGAUAUGUUGGGUGAGCGCGGUCUGUGGUACAAGAUGACCUGGUUCGAGAACUCGGCUCGCGUGCCAUUCCUCGUGCAUGCUCCCAAGCACUUUGCUCCCAAGCGUGUUUCGGAGAAUGUCUCCACUAUGGAUCUCCUCCCUACAUUCGCCGAGUUGGCGGGCGCCAAGCUGAUCUCCGAGCUCCCCCUUGAUGGUGUUUCCUUGGUACCAUACCUGACCGGUGGCGAGGGUCUUCGCACCGAUACGGUCUAUGGCGAGUACAUGGGCGAGGGCACCCAGGCCCCGCUGAUGAUGAUCCGCCAAGGCCGCUGGAAGUUCAUCACCUCCGCCAUCGACCCACCCAUGCUCUUCGAUUUGGUCGAAGACCCCGAAGAGAAGGUCAACCUGGCAGCUGGUCUGUCUGUCAAGCCUACCGCUAUCACUGGAAAGAACGGUCUUGUAUCCGCUGUCAACCUUCCCACUCCCAACGACACCCCUCGUGCGUCGCCAAUCCCCCAGCGCGCCUCCGCCACAUCUGACUAUCCCUUCCCCUCGCCAACUCCUCCACGCACCCCAAGCCCCGCAAAGCUUCCUCCUGCUCUGCCCAACACAACCGAUCCAGCCAAGAUCCUCGCCUUCUUCAUCGAAGAAACCAACAACCGCUGGGAUCUCGAGCAGAUCAGACAAGAUGUCCUGCGCUCCCAGCGCCGUCGCCGUCUCGUAUACUCCGCUUUGAUUCAAGGCACGCCUUCGAUCUGGGAUUACGAGCCUCGCGUGGACCCCAGCACCCAAUACGUGCGCAACCAGGGCAAGGGCGCCCUCGAUGAUGUGGAGUUGAUCUCCCGCUGGCCUCGUGUGCUGCAGCAGGCUGCCAAUGCGAACGGUGUUUCCACUUGA